This is a messenger RNA of Callithrix jacchus (white-tufted-ear marmoset), 5640 nucleotides long. RefSeq names its product multimerin 1 (gene MMRN1). NCBI's taxonomy places the organism in Eukaryota, Metazoa, Chordata, Mammalia, Primates, Cebidae. Gene Ontology annotation, molecular function: calcium ion binding; protein binding. Gene Ontology annotation, biological process: negative regulation of cell migration involved in sprouting angiogenesis; negative regulation of vascular endothelial growth factor receptor signaling pathway. The record is from RefSeq and is a predicted model, not a curated record.
UAGUUUCUAGGUCCCUGGACUUCUGUUGCUAGGCAUUCACUGAGAGAAUAAUGGCAGGGCCAUUGUAAGGGUGGUUUUCUCCCCGCCCUCUUUAAACUUGCCUUUCUCUGCUUCUGAAAAUAAGUGAAUAUUUGGAGACAGCCUACUGAGAAGCCAAGAGAUUUCUGCCUUUUUUGAUGCCAGCAUUUGGUUAUAGCCACAGGCAAAGAAUAUUAAGCUUUGUCAGAGAUCCUUCAGCACUGCCAUAGAGCCAUCCCACUAGAGGUCACAGAUCACAAAAACCCUUCUGAAACAGGAAAUUGAACUUCCUGAGUCCACUACAAAACACAGAAACCUGUUUCCUCUACACAUCUCAAAUUGGCAAAGCUCGGUCUUAGCAGGUUCAGUGUGGAAGCAGCUAUCAAAAAGGCCACACGGACUUUGUCCCCAAAUUUCACAUAAGCUUCCUUGCUUCAAACUACUGAGAUGAAGGGGGCAAGAUUAUUUGUCCUGCUUUCUAGUUUAUGGAGUGGGGGCAUUGGACUUAACAACAGUAAGCAUUCUUGGACUAUACUUGACGAUGGAAACUCCCAGAAGACUACGACCUCUGCUUCAGUUCCUUCAAAUAAAAUACAACGUUUGCAAAUACUGCCAACCACUCAGGUCAUGUCAGCAGAGAUAGUUACAACUCCAGAGGCAAGAACUUCUGAAGAGAGUCUUCUUAAAUCAACACUGCCUCCCUCAGAGACAAGUGCACCUGCUGAGGGUGUGAGAAACCAAACUCUCACAUCCACAGAGAAAGCAGAAGAAGCGGUCAAGUUCCAAAAUCUUACCCUCCCAACCAAAUCUAGCACCAAGUUCAAUCCUGGAGCAGAAUCAGCGGUCCUUUCCAAUUCUACACUGAACUUUCUUCAGAGCUUUGCCGGAAAGUCAAAUGAACAAGCAACUUCUCUACAGGCGGUUGGAGGUGAUGGAGGCAGUGGAGGCGUUGGAGGCAGUGGAGGCACUGGAAAUCGAGGCCCACGGGAAACAUACCUCAGCAGGGGUGACAGCAGUCCCAGCAGAAGAACUGACUACCAAAAAUCAAGUUUCGAAACAACUAGAGGAAAGAACUGGUGUGCUUAUGUACAUACGAGGUUAUCUCCCACAGUGAUAUUGGACAACCAGGUCUCUUAUGUCCCAGGUGGGAGAGGACCUUGUGGCUGGACCAGUGGAUCCUGUCCUCAGAGAUCUCAGAGGAUAUCCAAUCCUAUCUACAGGAUGCAACAUAAAAUUGUCACCUCAUUGGAUUGGAGGUGCUGUCCUGGAUACAGUGGGCCGAAAUGUCAGCUAAAAGCCCAGGAACAGCAGCAUUUGAUACACACCAACCAGGCUGAAAGUCACACAGCUAUUGGCAAAGGAGUAGCUGAGCAGCAGCAGCAGCAAGACUGUGGUGACCCAGAAGUGAUGCAAAAAAUGACUGACCAGAUGAACUACCAGGCAAUGAAACUGACUCUUCUGCAGAAGAAAAUUGACAAUAUUUCUUUGACUGUGAAUGAUGUAAGGAACAUUUACUCCUCCCUAGAAGAAAAAGUCAGUGAAGAUAAAGGCAGAGAAUUUCAAUCUUUCCUAAAAGGUCUAGAAUCCAAAAGCAUUAAUGUACUGAUAAGAGACAUAGUAAAAGAACAAUUUAACAUUCUUCAAAAUGACAUGCAAGAAACUGUAGCACAGCUCUUCAAGACUGUAUCGAGUAUAUCAGAGGACCUUGAAAGCACCAGACAAAUAAUUCAAAGAGUUAAUGAAUCUGUGGUUUCAGUAGCAGCCCAGCAAAAGUUUGUUUUAAUGAAAGAGAAUCGGCCCACUUUGACUGAUGUAGUAGAUCUAAGGAAUCACAUUGUAAAUGUAAGGCAAGAAAUGACUCUUACAUGUGAGAAGCCUAUUAAAGAACUAGAAGUAAAGCAGGCUCAUUUAGAAGGUGCUCUAGAACAGGAACACUCAAGAAGCAUUCAGUAUUAUGAGUCUCUCAAUAAAACUCUUUCAGAGAUGAAGGAAAUACAUGAGCAGCUUUUACCAACUGAAAAGGUAUCAGACCAGAAGAAUGUUCCAGCUGCUGAAUCAGUUAGCAAUAAUGUCACUGAGUACAUGUCUACUUUACAUGAGAAUAUAAAGAAGCAGAGUUUGAUGAUGCUGCAAAUGUUUGAUGAUUUGCACAUUCAAGAAAGCAAGAUUAACAAUCUCACCAUCUCUUUGGAGAUGGAGAAAGAGUCUCUCAGAGGUGAAUGUAAAGACAUGUUAUCCAAAUGCAGAAAUGAUUUUAAAUUUCAACUUAAGGACACAGAAGAGAGUUUACAUGUGUUAAACCAAACAUUGGCUGAGGUUAUCUUUCCAAUGGACAAUAAGAUGGAUAAAAUGAGUGAGCAACUAAAUGAUUUGACUUAUGAUAUGGAGAUCCUUCAACCCCUGCUUGAGCAGGGAGCAUCACUCAGACAGACAGUGAUACAUGAACAACCAAAGGAAGCAGUAAUGACAAGGAAAAAGAUAGAAAAUCUGACUAGUGCUGUCAAUAGUCUAAAUUUUAUUAUAAAAGAACUUACAAAAAGACACAACUUACUUAGAAAUGAAGUACAGAGUCGUGAUGAUGCCUUAGAAAGACGUAUCAGUGAAUAUGCCUUAGAAAUGGAAGACGGCCUAAAUAAAACAAUGACUAUUGUAAAUAAUGCCAUUGAUUUCAUUCAAGAUAACUAUGUCCUAAAAGAGACUUUAAGUACUAUUAAAGAUAAUUAUGAGAUCCAUCAUAAAUGUCCUUCCAAUAUGGAAACAAUUUUGACAUUUAUUCCUCAGUUUCAACGUCUGAAUGAUUCUAUUCAGAUUUUGGUCAACGACAACCAGAGAUAUAACCUUGUUUUGCAAGUUGCCAAGACCCUUGCAGGUAUUCCUAGAGAUGAGAAACUAAAUCAGUCCAACUUCCAAAAGAUGUAUCAAAUGUUCAAUGAAACCACUUCCCAAAUGAGAAAAUACCAGCAAACUGUGAGUCAUUUGGAAGAAAAAAUACUCUCAGCCAUCAAGAUUUCCAAAACUUUUGAAACUCGGUUGCAAGACGUUGAGUCUAAAGUUACCCAGACACUCAUACCUUAUUAUAUUUCACUUAACAAAGGCAGUGCGGUUACAAAUGAGAGGGAUCGGGUUCUUCAACUGCAAGUAUUAAAUUCCAGGUUCAAGGCACUGGAAGUAAAAUCCAUCCAUCUUUCAAUUAACUUCUCUUUGCUUAACAAAACUCUUCAUGAAGUUUUAACAAUGUGUCACAAUGCUUCUACAAGUGUGUCAGAACUGAAUGCUACCAUACCUAAGUGGAUAAAACGUUACAUGCCAGAUAUUCAACUUCUUCAGAAAGGUCUGACAGAAUUUGUAGAAUCAAUAAUUGAAAUAAAAACUCAAGCUGUCCUAUCUAAUUUAACUUGUUGUUUAGAUCAGUCAUUGCCUGGUAGUUUGGCAAAUGCCAAGUCUCAGAAGCAAGCAAAAUCAUUGCUGAAGAAAAUUAAUACACUUAAGAAACCAACGGUAAAUCUUACCACUGUCCUGAUAGGCCGGACUCAAAGAAACACAGACAACAUAAUAUAUCCUGUAACAGAGGAGUAUUCAAGCUGUAGUAGGCACCCGUGCCAAAAUGGGGGCACAUGUAUAAAUGGAAGAACUAGCUUUACUUGUGCCUGCAGACAUCCUUUUACUGGUGACAACUGCACUAUCAAGCUGGUGGAAGAAAAUGCUUUAGCUCCAGAUUUUUCCAAAGGAUCUUACCGAUAUGCACCCAUGGUGGCAUUUUUUGCAUCUCAUACAUAUGGAAUGACUACACCUGGUCCUAUCCUGUUUAAUAACUUGGACGUCAAUUAUGGAGCUUCAUAUACCCCAAGAACUGGAAAAUUCAGAAUUCCAUAUCUUGGAGUAUAUGUUUUCAAGUACACCAUUGAGUCAUUUAGUGCUCAUAUCUCUGGAUUUUUAGUAGUUGAUGGAAUAGACAAGCUUGCAUUUGAGUCUGAAAAUAUUGACAGUGAAAUACACUGUGAUAGGGUUUUAACUGGGGAUGCCUUAUUAGAAUUAAAUUAUGGGCAGGAAGUCUGGCUGCGACUUGCAAAAGGAACAAUUCCAGCCAAGUUUCCCCCUGUUACUACAUUUAGUGGUUACUUAUUAUAUCGUACAUAAGUUAAUAUGAAAAACAGACUAUCACCUUUAUAGAGAAACAGCCAGUGUUUUUAUUUAUUUUUGCUUGCACAUCUGCUCUGUUUUGGUUGGUCUACAGGAAAUGAAAACCAACUUCUUUUUUAAUAUGAGUAAACCUGUAUGUCUGUUUAUUUUAUAAAAUAAUUUGAAUACUUUUUGAAUGUCUGAAUAUGAAAAAGUUCUUGAUCCUAAGAAAAUUUAGUGGCACAGAAAACAAAGUGAAUUUGUAAGCGUAAUUAUUCCUGUUUUUAUUUCUUCAUUUUAAGUCAUUGCAAUGUAAAGUAAUAUUACAAAACGGCAAUCACACAAUAUUAUCAAUUAUAGUUUUUUCCAAUAAAAUACUUAACUUUUGUUACUUCCUGUAUAUAAACAUAUAACAUACAUUUUCUAGAUUCACAAAUUCAAGUAAAUUACUUGAAAAGUGAAAAUGGCUUUUGUAGACUUUUAUUUUUACUCUUUACUGUUGAGUUGAUCAAUUUUGCAUAAUAAGAUUUUUUUUUUUUUUUGAGACAGAGUUUCACUCUUAUUGCCCCGGCUGGAGUGCAGUGGCACUGCCAUCUCCACCUCCUGGGUUCAAGUGAUUCUGCUGCCUCAACCUCCCAAGUAGUUGGGAUUACAGGCAUACACCACCAUGCCUGGCUAAUUUUGUAUUUUUAGUAGAGAUGGGUUUCUCUCCACGUUGGUCAGGCUGGUCUUGAACUCCUGACCUCAGGUGAUCUGCCCACCUUGGCCUCCCAAAGUGCUGGGAUUACAGGUGUUAGCCACCAUGCCCGGCAAAGAUUUUCAUUCAGAGUCAAAAUUAAGAAAGUUGAAUUGAAAACUUGAUAUAUGCUUAACUAUUGUUCUCUUCCUAUAAUUCUCUAAUUAUAACAUAGUAAUUGACAUGUAGUUGGACAUGUACACUCAAGUCUAAGAAUAUAUGAAUGGAUCAUUCCCCUCCCCCGCCACAAUAUCUAUAUAGGGAGAAAAAGUCUUUUUCUAGUAAGUAUUCUUCUAUGACAGUACCUGCCCUUCUUCUUCUAAAGGGUAAGUCAUAAUCUGUGUGCUACAAUUUAUGGGAUGCUGACUAUGCCCUGUUUCUUUUGUACAUGUUAUGUCUCAUUCCUCACAAUAACCCUUGUAAAGUGGGCAUGAUUACCAUGAUUUUUAGAGAUGAAGAACCUAGGACACAGAGACCAAGGCCCAUGAGCUGAUAGGGCUAAGACAGGGUUUGGAAUCAGGCCAUGUCUUCUCCAGAGCCCACAUUCAUCCUUUCUCUAUAUUGCCUCAUACAGAUAAUGCUAAAUUUUAUUUAACUAAUCUUUUAUCCAUGGGCAUUUGUGUUGUCUCCCAUUUUUUAUUAUUACAAUAUUACUGUAGUGAACAUGCUUAAAAGUACAUUCCUUAGAUAUUUGACAAAAUGUUUCUGGGAAGAACAGAUUUUCAUGAGUAAUAAUAAAAAUAAUAAUUAAAAAAGUUUUGGUAUGG